Messenger RNA from Helianthus annuus (common sunflower), 1362 nucleotides. RefSeq lists its product as uncharacterized. Lineage: Eukaryota; Viridiplantae; Streptophyta; Magnoliopsida; Asterales; Asteraceae. The transcript has 2 exons. The record is from RefSeq and is a predicted model, not a curated record. Bases 1 to 1362 code for a protein of 453 amino acids.
AUGGCUCAACUUCUUUCUAGCCCCGAAAAAGGAUACCAACAAAGCGAAGAUCGUUUUCUAGCUAAUGAGGGAGAAAUGAGGUGUCAGAAAUCCUCGAUUCAGAAUAUCGAGAAUCAGGUUGGUCAGCUGGCAAAGAUGAUGUCGGAGAGACCCCCAGGUGGUCUUCCAGGCAAUACAGAGCCAAACCCGCGCGGGCAUGUAAAUGCUGUUAUGACCAGGAGUGGCAAGACUACAGGACCUACCAUAUCGGAUCCACCACCGAUCACUGAAAAGGUCCCGACUGACACACUGGACGAGGUGCAAGAUAGGCUGCGCCCAGCAAGUACAGCACAAGUCCAGGAGCCAGUCAAGGAUUACACUCCUCCAGUACCAUAUCCGAGCCGGCUGAAGAAACAGAAUAAUGAAGAACAAUACGGUAAAUUCCUUAAAAUGUUUAAGCAACUGCAUAUAAAUAUACCGUUUGUUGAAGCUUUGGCCCAGAUGCCGAAGUAUGCAAAGUUCUUGAAGGACAUCCUCUCGAAUAAGCAGAAGCUUGAGGAUAUGUCCUAUGUGGUGAUGAACGAAAGCUGCUCUGCCAUUUCUCAAAAUCGUCUACCAACAAAAAUGGGAGAUCCUAGCAGUUUCACGCUUCCUUGUUUGAUUGGAAAUAUGUCUGUUAGCCAUGCAUUGGCUGAUUUGGGAGCGAGUAUAAACCUUAUGCCCAAUAAGGUUUUUACAAAGUUGGAUCUAGGUGAGCCGUCGCCUACUCGUAUGAGCGUUCGACUUGCAGACCGUUCUAUCAAGUAUCCGCGUGGAUUUGUGGAGAAUAUGCUUGUCAAGAUUGGCAAGUUCAUGUUUCCCGUGGAUUUUGUUAUCCUGGAUAUGGAUGAGGACUCUAGGGUGCCUUUGAUUCUCGGACGUCCGUUCUUGAAUACUGCUCGGACCAUUGUAGAUGUAGCUACAGGGCAGAUUACAUUCCGAGUGAAUGAUGAGCAUGUGACCUUUGAUAUUAAGUGGUCAAUGCAGCACCCGCAGAGUCAGGAUGAUGCACUAUACUAUGUUGACAUUGUCGACACGUAUAUGGAUCAUCCCUUCCUUCAGUUUAACCCUAAUGAUGAACGAGAAGCUCUUUGUAUCCCAAAACGUGAUGCCCUAUGGAGAAGGCGAGGGCAGUUUGGUGUCCCUAGGAGGCUUGGUUGGGAUGUGAUGGCUGAACUACAUCAGCGUGACCGUCUAGAAAACAUGUUGACGGUCCCACUUGCGCGUCUAGUGAAUAUCAACCGCCCAAUUUACCUAGAGCUUACGAUUGAGUUUUUCACCACGUAUUCCUACGAGAAGCCUAAAGCACAUAAAGUCCCCAACUUCCGCCACAAAAGAGGGUAA